This is a messenger RNA of Dissoconium aciculare CBS 342.82, 679 nucleotides long. RefSeq lists its product as uncharacterized. The transcript has a single exon. The coding region runs from base 1 to 450 and encodes 149 amino acids. The record is from RefSeq and is a predicted model, not a curated record. Lineage: Eukaryota; Fungi; Ascomycota; Dothideomycetes; Mycosphaerellales; Dissoconiaceae.
AUGACUGGAGCGGACGGGACACCGACCAGCGCGGAACAAGGCUACUUUCGAACCAUUUUCCAGUGCCCACUCAGCGUUCGACUAUCAGCUAGUAAGCACAUCAAGAAUGUCCACAGCAACAAGUACGCCGACAGCGAGAGCGCUUGCCCGAUUCCAGGUUGGAUAUUGAUGAUGUCAAAGUCCAGGAUAUCAGUAGUCCAGAGGAAGUGUUGGCAGCAGCUAGAGCACUUCGGCCGCUCCAGCGCACUUCCUCUGGUUGCUCAGGCUCACGCUCUUGGCGGACUACCACUUGCGAUCACCCAAAUUAGUGGUUUCAUUGUACAGCAAAAGCUAUCUCUCCAGGGCUCACAAGCUCCAUAUCUCUUGAUCAACGUAGUGCUGCGUGGAUUCACAAAAGAGGCGCUCCUGGACAUCAGAAUGGGCAUAUUCUCAGCACCGUUUGGACCGUAGCAAUACAGUCAUCACCCGUGGAAUCGUGCCGAUUCCAGAGCUUACUUGCUCUUCUCGAUCCAGACAACAUUCAUGAAGACGUUUCGCUCACAGAAAUACAUCAUCCCCAAUCCGAUGACUUCGAGUUUGUUGUAGACGAACUUGAGUGAGUCGUGUGCAUGCGUGUCAUCUGAAUGGAAUUUGCCAAUCCCUCUACAGUUUCAUUGACGCGAAAGAACCCUUGCUGAAA